Messenger RNA from Parastagonospora nodorum SN15, 1203 nucleotides. RefSeq lists its product as hypothetical. The record is from RefSeq and is a predicted model, not a curated record. Bases 1 to 1203 code for a protein of 400 amino acids. The transcript has 2 exons. NCBI's taxonomy places the organism in Eukaryota, Fungi, Ascomycota, Dothideomycetes, Pleosporales, Phaeosphaeriaceae.
AUGUCGAUCCCAAAUCGAGGUCCGGAACUCCUUGGAGUGAACAUUGCCUUUGUGGCAACUGCUGUCCUGGCCUACAUGUUGAGGGUCUUCGUCCGGGUGAAGAUGGUGAAGGCUUUUGGUUUUGACGAUUGGUUGAUGGGAAUGGCCAUGCUGUUCAUGCUCUUCUAUGUAAUAUCAUCUAAUAUCGGGAUACAAUACGGCACCGGGCGUCACCACCGCGACCUGUCCAAGAAAGACAUCGAGAGGGCCAGACAUUGCUGGUGGUUCUGCUAUAUCUUCUACAGCUGGGCCAUGAUCUUCGCGAAGCUUUCCAUUGGAUAUCUGCUCCUCAGGAUCAGUAUCAAGCGUAUACACACCUGGAUCCUGUAUCUCGCCAUGCUGACUUCGAUCGUGGCCGGCGGUGCAUUCUUCUUCGUUGUCGUCUUCCAAUGCUGGCCGGUGUACAGGUUCUGGGUCGAUCACGACUUAGCCGUGUGCGUCAGUAACGACUUGAUCGUUGGCCUGGCCUACACCUACAGUACCUUCAGCAUCAUCUCAGACUUCACUUUCGCCAUUAUUCCUGGAUUCCUCGUAUGGGACCUGCAGCUAAAGCGGAGAGCAAAGGUUGCUCUGGUCCCACUUAUUACCAUGGGCUGUAUCGCAAGUGCUGCUGUCAUUGCUCGCCUUCCCUUUGUCCGCUUCUUCAAUUCGCCCGACUUUCUCUGGGCUACCACCGAUAUCGCUAUUUGGUCGACCGUUGAGCAAGGACUAGCUAUCACUGCAGGUAGCCUUGCCACCUUGCGACCACUAUUUUUCCUCGCCAUGCACCGCUUGGGACUCUCAACUCAACGACCUUCCUACGGCGGAAAGUCUAAUCCGAUCAAUGCGAUGGGUGGUGCUUCGAGCAACCAGAAACAAGACAGUCUACGUCCCGACGUUUACAAGUUAUCUACAGUGGUGGAAACGCGGAAAUCCAAUGACUCUGGUCACAAGAAUAACGACAAAUAUUGGUAUGACGGCGCUCUGCCCCAGGUCCCACCCAAGGAAUCUAAGAAGCUUUCUAAGAAGCAUCAAAGCGACAACGAGAGUCAGAGGAGCCUGAAGAUGAAGAGCUCUUCUGCGAGUAGUGAUGACGAGGACCCAAUGCAAAUCAUGGUAUCCAAGUCAUUCUACAUUACAGACGAAGAACGAUCCUUGGCGUCGCGUGAGACACCUUAUCGAUGA